AUGGCGGCCUUCGCGGGGAAGUGGGAGGCGUUCGGGCAGACCAAGGUGGCGGCGCUGAAGGCGGCUGUGGCGCAGGGCGUGGCGCAGAGCCAGCAGAUGUUCGAGAAGGAGAAGCCGGUGCAGCUCACGCCCGUCGAGCAAGAAACCAAGGUGAAGGAGCUGCGCGCAUCCCUCGGUCCGCUUCCCAAACGCGCGCAGAUAUUUUGCUCCGACGCGUGUCUGCGCCGAUACCUGCGCGCGCGCAACUGGCACGUGCAGCGCGCCGAGCGCAUGCUGCGCGACACGCUCAAGUGGCGCGACCAGUGCCGCCCGGAGGAGAUUCGAUGGGCUGACGUGGCGGAGGAGGGCGCGACGGGCAAGGUGUACCGAACUGCGUUCCAGGACAAACACGGCCGCCCAGUCGUGGUGCUCUCUGCCGGCCAGCAGAACACCAACAACCACGCAGGGCAGGUGCGCCACCUGGUGCACUGCCUUGAGAACGCAGUCAUGAACCUGCCUGCCACUGCCCGUGAACAGCAGCAGCCACAGCAGCAGGAUAAUGGCAGGCAGGGGGAGCAGCAGGGAGGGGAGCAGGGGGGGCAGGAGCAGAUGGUCUGGCUGAUUGACUUCCGCGGGUGGAGCAUGCGCAAAGCCCCGCCACUCAAGACGUCUCGCGAGGUGCUGAGCAUUCUGCAGAGCCACUACCCGGAGAGGCUCGGCGCUGCUGUCAUCUACAACCCACCUGCCGUCUUUGAGGCCUUCUGGAAGGUGAUUCGCCCCUUCAUAGACCCGGUGACAUUCAACAAGAUUCUCUUUGUCAACCCAUCCAAGCCCGACACGGUGAAGAAGCUUGAGGGAAUCUUCGACCUGGACCGUCUUGAAGAGGCGUUUGGAGGCAGAUCCAAGUGGACCUAUGACCAUGCGAGAUAUGGCGAGAUGAUGGCACGGGAUGACGAGAAGACAGCAGAGUACUGGGGGAUUGUUGAGGGAGAACGGUUGGGGCAGCAGCAGGCGAUUGUGGGGGAUGAGACCAUCGCGAAAGAUAUGCUUCGAAACGAUCGAAAUCCAGAACCGAACACGGUGAAGGAGCUGCGCGCAUCCCUCGGUCCGCUCCCCAAGCGCGCGCGGAUAUUUUGUUCCGACGCAUGUCUGCGCCGAUACCUGCGCGCGCGCAACUGGCACGUGCAGCGCGCCGAGCGCAUGCUGCGCGACACGCUCAAGUGGCGCCACCACACGCCAGCAACCGUGCAGGGCGGUCCUCACACACCCCACCAACCUCUCUUGUACACUCCUCUUGUCGCAGGACACCAGCAACCAUGCGGGGCAGGACACCAGCAACCAUGCGGGGCAGGAGGAGCAGGGGGAGCAGCAGGGAGAGGAGCAGGUGUCAUCUACAACCCGCCUGCUGUCUUUGAGGCCUUCUGGAGGUGA
This is a messenger RNA of Closterium sp. Yama58-4, 1410 nucleotides long. The record is from the annotation of a GenBank genome assembly. Lineage: Eukaryota; Viridiplantae; Streptophyta; Zygnematophyceae; Desmidiales; Closteriaceae.